Molecule: messenger RNA, 1737 nt
Organism: Talaromyces marneffei
Lineage: Eukaryota; Fungi; Ascomycota; Eurotiomycetes; Eurotiales; Trichocomaceae
Exons: 11
Coding region: 1-1737 (578 amino acids)
Biological process (GO): transmembrane transport
Molecular function (GO): transmembrane transporter activity
Source: RefSeq, a predicted model, not a curated record
AUGUCAUCUCCUACAAAUCCCCCGAGAUUUGACGACAUCGAACUCGAAGAUGGUUCCAAAUCGACAGAGUCGGCGGCACUCCCGUCGUCACAAGAGCAACAACCGAAGCCAUCAGGAGGACCACCUGGAGGACCACCACAAAACCAUGAGUGGGUUGAAGGACCGAAAUUGAUAUUUAUGAUGACUGGUAUCACGUUGGUUGCGUUUUUGAUGCUUCUCGAUACAUCUAUUAUUUCAACGGCUACGCCUCGGAUUACCAGUGAGUUCCACUCGCUGAAUGACGUGGGUUGGUAUGGUAGCGCAUAUCAGUUAGCAAGCGCCUCCCUGCAACCUCUAACAGGUCGAUUCUACUCAACAUUCAACACAAAGUGGACAUUCCUAGCGUUCUUCUUCGUUUUCGAAAUUGGCUCGCUUAUCUGUGCCGUUGCAACUUCAUCCACAAUGUUGAUUGUUGGUCGUGCAGUUGCUGGUAUGGGAGGAUCUGGUAUACAGAAUGGAGCUUUCACGAUUGUUGCAGGAUCUGUGCCGAUGCCUAGAAGACCGGCACUUAUGGGGUUCUUAAUGGGAAUUUCGCAGUUAGGUAUGGUUGCUGGUCCCCUGGUUGGAGGUGCCUUGACUUCAUACGUCUCGUGGCGAUGGUGCUUCUAUAUCAAUCUUCCUGUAGGAGGAUUGGUCGCUGUCCUUCUCGUCUUUCUCAAAAUUCCCGAACAAAUUCCUAAGCCGAAAGGACUGAAAAGUGUUAGCACCGUUCUAGGUAAUCUCGACUUGAUCGGUUUCACACUUUUUGCACCCGCCGCCAUCAUGUUUCUAUUGGCUUUACAGUACGGUGGUAGUACCUACCCAUGGAAUUCAGCUACAAUAAUCGGUCUUUUCGUCGGUGCCGGUGUAACCUUUAUUAUCUUCAUGCUCUGGGAAUACCGCGUGGGUGACAAGGCCAUGCUUCCUUACUCCAUUUUUACGAUUCGCACAGUAUGGGCUGGUUGUGUGACUUACGGCUUUCUGGCAUCUCUAUUGCUCUGCGGCUCUUACUAUCUACCGAUCUAUUUCCAAGCUAUCAAGGAUGCUAGUCCGAUGAUUAGUGGUGUUGACAUUCUCCCGAGUAUCAUCAGUCAGAUGCUCAGUGCUAUCUUAUCUGGACAAUUGUUGGGAAGGAUCGGCUAUUAUCUGCCAUUGAGCGUCCUCGGUACUUCUCUCGCCGCCAUAGGCAAUGGACUGGUUUCGACCUUUUCAACUACAACCAGCACCGGAAUGUGGAUUGGAUAUCAGAUUAUUCUGGGUGUAGGUCGCGGUAUUGGCCUACAGAUGCCUAUUAUCGCUGUACAAAAUACGCUGAAGCUGCAACAAGUGCCGACCGCCAUGGCAAUGCUUAUGUUCUGCCAGUCCUUCUUUUCGGCAACAUUCCUCAGUUUCGCAGACGUCAUCUUCAACAAUAGCCUGCGAACCCUCAUUCCACAAGAAGCCCCGGAUGUCAAUCUUGAAGCAGUAAUCCAAGCCGGUGCAACUGCAUUUCGAUCUGUCGUUCCAGCGGCAGACUUGCAAGCAGUUUUGAAGGCUUACGCAACGAGCAUCGAUCAUGUCUUUUAUCUGGCCGUGGGUGCUUCGUGUGCUGCUUUUCUGAGUUCCUGGGCCAUGGGUUGGAUAGAUAUUCGGAAGAAACAAGGGCCUCCUGGUGCACCUGGAGGACCCGCUGCCCAAAAACCACCCAGCGCUUCGGAUAGGCCCAAGACUGACGUUUAA